UUGAUGAAAAGAGUUAAUCGAUGCUGAAUAUCGUUUGUGAGAGUCAUCUUAUCAUAUGCUGGCUUGCUGUGACACUUCAAUAUGGCCUUGAGUGGUCAUUGACGCAAGUAGGAUGGCGGCCAAUGUUUCCCAGGCUCAGCUUUUGGGUAAAAGGACCUCACGUGGUGAUGCUGAUCCGCCUUUGAAGCGAAUUUUAAGAGAACAUGAAGAUACGAAUAGCACAACAGGAAUUCAAUCGAAAGAAGCUAUUGUUGGUGACAACUCACGCAAUCAUUGCAUCGAGGCUGAGCUGCACCCAGCAUGUAACCCAAUCACUUGGAAAAAUGGUGACCCACCAUGCUGUAGGGAACUUGUGCUGUACAGCAUAUUGCAGACCAGCUUCCCCACAAACUCGUUUAGAGCGCGGGACGCAGCAUUGCUGGCCUUUGAACGUGCAGUGAACGGUGCAAAUCGAAUUUUGAAUUGCAAGGAUCAACUUUCUCCUUCACAGGUAACCUCUUACCUGAAGCGAGCUCCGACAAAGUCAACGAACUCCGGAAAGUAUCGUGGGCGCGUCAGGUGGGCCAGGUUUAGUGACUUGGUUUCGAAAAUCAUUCAGGGGCAUGGAGGGACUCUGCACCAUGCGUUGAAGAAUUGCAUGAUCGAAGCGGACAGGAGUGCGCUUCUUCGCGAUAUCGAUUUAGCUUUAGCUUCGUGGGAAUUUGCACCCAAUCAGACUGCGGAUCAUAAGCCUUUUGGAUUAUCUGAAAUCUCGGAGUUCUUUUAUUCGCAUGCCUCAACCUUUUCGCUCUGGCGGUUGGAUAACGAGGGAAAUGAAGGGUUGCAUUUAUUUUACUUUGGUGGAAGUCCCGCACAUGCUGUACGUAGCAUUAGAAUCCUGCCUAACCUUUCCUUUUCAACAUUCAUGUAUGGGAUACAAGUGCCUUUGCAGCUUGAUGUAUCUGAUAAUGUAGUGUCAUCAGCUGACCACUUUUCCAAACUUCUGCAUAUGUUGGCAACUGCCAGUGAAUGCUCUGGGUGUUCUUACAAUAAGUAUGAGAAGGUAGUGGAGACGCGUCCUGAAGGUGGUAUCUUCCGGGGUUCAGAUGGUACGGUGGUAGCGAAUCUUGAAGAAGCCUGGGUGCCACAACGCUGCAUUCGAACUGUUGUCUGUCCCCACCUGAUAGCUGCUGGGUCCAGGUGUGCAGCUUGUAAAUUGUUUGACGGAACGCUGAGGAAAGCACUCUCUCGGCUUUCGGACACACCCGUUUCUCCGCACACUGCCUUUAUACAUUUGUCACGUGAUGACUUAAUUCUACGCCUGCGUUCUGAGGCUAAACGGUUUGAGGAACUCAGCCGAAACUUUCAUCGGCUGCAGAAAAUGAGGGACGAAAUGAUUUCGUCUGUGGAUGAUGGUUUUUCAGAGGUUUUUAAAAACCUUCAAGACGGUAUGGACAUCAUACACGACAGAGUGCAAAACCCAAUAUGCAUGUGGGAAGGCUGCAAAAGGCAUUUUUCGGAAAUAAAAGAUCUUGUGCAUCAUUUGAAAUUUGACCACGUUCGAAAUAGUGCAUUGCAAUUGCACCCAUCCUACACUUGUAAAUGGAAAGAUUGCAAAUCCGGUCCUUUUCGGUCACGAAAGUUGUGUGAAACACACUUGCUUUUGCACACAGGUAAACCUGAAGAUGCUUUCUUUAGCCUUUUGUUGGCUGACCAGGCACGUGCCCUCGUGACACCUAGUCAUCAAAUGCGCUGGCACCCAUCAGUGCUUCGCUGGUGUAUGCAGCAACAUGCGCUGUCUGCUCAGUCGUACGAAAGACUAUAUUGA
Sycon ciliatum is the source of this 1807-nucleotide messenger RNA. RefSeq lists its product as uncharacterized. The coding region runs from base 113 to 1807 and encodes 564 amino acids. The record is from RefSeq and is a predicted model, not a curated record. Lineage: Eukaryota; Metazoa; Porifera; Calcarea; Leucosolenida; Sycettidae. The transcript has 4 exons.